Messenger RNA from Paramisgurnus dabryanus, 4118 nucleotides. RefSeq names its product ubinuclein 2b (gene ubn2b). Gene Ontology annotation, cellular component: nucleus. NCBI's taxonomy places the organism in Eukaryota, Metazoa, Chordata, Actinopteri, Cypriniformes, Cobitidae. The record is from RefSeq and is a predicted model, not a curated record. Gene Ontology annotation, biological process: chromatin organization.
CCUAGCCGCCUCAUCCUGUAUUUGCUGCUAUGAAAAUGUCCGCCGUAGAUGCUGCUGAGAUUUCACAGAGUGAAACAAAAACUACUUUUACACUCAAAUAAACUUAAGUGAUUCCACUCGAAUGCUUGGAGUAAAUAUCAAACACGAUUUACGACGGACUUUAUUUUCGUGCUGGCAUUUACCUCUUUGCUAAAAACUGCACUCGUGCACUUUAGCUUAAGCUAACAGUCAGCAGCUCGCGCGUGGACGCGCGUGUGUUCUCGAGCGGAACCGAAGAGUCCAAUGGCCGACCCGAGAAAAGUCCCGUUCGUCACUCUCGCCUCGUUCAGCACGACAUCAGCGCCCGAGUCCAAGAAACGCCGACGAGAGGAUGAGGAGAAUGAGCCGAACCACGCCGGUACCUGUACUACUGGUGUUGGGCCGUUCGGUACCGGGAAAACAACAACGGAUCCCGGUGAAACCAAACCCACAACGCGUCUGAACCUGGAUCUAUCCGAAUCUAACGAGCAAAAAUCGGCAGAAUUCAACUUCACCGAGCUCAUCCAAGCCAGCCUGCAGGUGAGAAAAGUUCCUCAAGGACUCACGCCUGCUUUGGACCCAAAUGACCCAUUUGCAGAUGAAGAUAAAGAGAGACGAGAAGUCGAAGCGCUAGCUAGGAAGUUUGAGAGCAAAUAUGGAAACAACGAGAAAAAGAAGAAACGGAGAGACAGGAUGCAGGAUCUCAUUGACAUCGGUUAUGGUUAUGAUGAAACCGAUCCAUUCAUAGACAACUCGGAGGCUUAUGAUGAGCUUGUUCCUGCGUCUCUGACCACUAAACUGGGUGGAUUCUACAUCAACACCGGCACGCUACAGUUCAGAGCCGCGUCUGAAUCAGAGGGAGAAGAUGGAGGAAAAAACGUGCACCGUAUCAAGAAAGACGGAGAGGAACGAGAGAUAAAACGAAGGAAAAAGAAGCAGGAUGGAGGUCUGGAGGAGAAGAAACCCAGAAAGUUCAAAGUACCUAAGCCAGGAGUGUCUGCUCUGAACCGACCGGAGAAGAAGAAGAGGAAGAAGCUGAUGAAGGAUUCUCUGUCUCUAGCCGCCAUGCUCCGUCGCUUCACACGGGAGAAAGAGGAGAUUAGGAAGAAGAGCUCGGUUGGUGUCGUAAAGGUUGCACGGGCUCAGACCAACACCACCAUCAGCACGGGCGCCGAUCUUUCUGUGGCUGACCUGACCUCUGACCCUGCUGUGAUGUCGCUGCUGGGCGGGGCCACAGAGAAUGACAUGAUCCAGGAGUUAAUGAGCGAUCUGGACUUUGGGCUCCUGGAUUCGCCUCAACCAUCUAGUCCUGGACAGAGCGAGAACGGUGCACAGAAAACUGUAGCGGUGGCGAGAGUACAAAAGACGGGUCUGAUGACCCCACCUCCUCUCCCUAAUGGUCUUCCUCCUCCUCUUCUCAAACGUAUUGAAGAUCUGCGGGCGGCGUCUCGUCAGUUUGACGUUGAAGGCAGAAAGAAGUUCUUCACGCUAGACAUGAACAACAUACUGCUGGAUAUUGAGUUGCAAGUGCAGGAACAGCCUGCAACGGUGCGUUCGACAGUCUACUCUCAUCUGGAAGCGUUUGUUCCCUGUAAUAAAGAAGCUCUGCUCAAACGUUUGAAGAAGUUGAGUCUGAAUAUUCAGGACGACAGACUGCGGACGCCGCUGCUCAACCUCAAACUGGCCGUGUGCACCGCCAUGCCGGAGCAGAUUGCACGCUACAACAUGGACUGCAUGGCCAAAGUUGCCAAGCAACAAUCUGAAGACGUUGAGAAAAACGGCUCAGAGGAUGAGGAUGAAGAGAAGCCAGGAAGAAGAGUGAUGGGACCCAGGAAAAAAUUUGUGUGGGACGACAAACUCAGGACUCUGCUGUGUAACCUGGUGCGGGUAAAGUUGGGCUGUUAUGAACUGGAGGGGCAGAGUUCAAUCUCACCCGAAGAUUAUCUGAAGGGCUUUAUGGAGACGGAGGUCAAACCGCUCUGGCCUAAAGGAUGGAUGCAGGCCAGGAUGUUGAUUAAAGAGAGUCGUAUGGCUCACGAAUAUCUCACGGGCAACAUUGUGAAGAAACGGAUAUUACCUCCUGCCAAAGUGAAACCUAAACCUCAGGACACCAGUGGUGUGCUCCAGCGAUCAGCCAUCUCUGUGGAAGCCACGCCUCCUUCUUCGGUAUCUGCCCCUGUGGUCCAGCGACCCCUGUCCCCGCCUGAGCCCAUCUGUCUGUCUGAUUCUCUGGACGAGGAUUUGACCCCUCCAUCGCUGGACUCCAUAUCACACGCUCUGGCAUUGCUUAGCAAUGCCGCUAAAGGUCUGGUUCAGUCCGACAGCCCGCCGUCCUCUGGCGGACCCAAACCGAACCCUUCGGCGUCACAGCACGCGUCUCCUCAUCUGCCCAAAAAGAGCUCCACCUCCCCGCCCCAUCCGAACAUCAUCGCUUCUCCGUCCGUCCGUGCUGAUGCCGUUAAAGGUGUGAGCGUUUUAUCACAGACACAAAGACAUUCAGUCAUUCCUGCUCAGCGACCACCCGUGACCACGAGCAGUAAGGUUGGUGUGCCAGGUGCGCCUACUCCUCCAAAACCACGCCCACCUCCGACAGCAUCGCCUCUUCAUGCCCCCCAAAAGAUUAUGGGUGGAAAAACGGUGGUUAGCAUGCCCACAGUUCUCAUCAAAACCAGCAAUAAUACCAGCGUCAGUCGUGUGAGCAGUGCGGAUACUGUUAGCCCGACGCCACGGACGCUUCCGACCACUUCAUCGCCUUCGCACAUAAACGUUAAAACCGUGCAGCCGUUUCACCUGACCUCGACGUCGCAAGCCAAAAACCUGCCGUCACCCUCUCAGCCCAAACCCACACAGCACCAACCUGGGUUCAUCACACCCAUGCAGGCCACCAUCACAAAAUCACCCCACAACUCCAACAUCAUAAAGCUCACACCUACCCCAUCUCCUACCACCAGACCACUCACCUUACCCAGUAUGCACCAGCACACGUCUAAGAGCCCAGGUUUUCGGGCGGGGUUUCCUGGCGUUGCUUAUAGCUCCCCUGUGGGGCAGAAGAACACAUCUCAGGGCAACAACAUCUCCAGCCUCACCACGACAACCUCAUCUGUUACUAAGCAAUCGGUGACCAGUGCGUCGCCAGUGGCAGGGACAGCCAAUCACAGUCAGCGGCACAGACAAGUGGGUGGUGCUAAUCAGGGGGUGAAGACAAUCACAUCGGUUUCCACCGCGGCAGCUUCGCAACUCUCACAGGUGUCAUCCUCCAGUGCUCUGUUGGGUUCAGCCACUCAGUCUUUGCCUUUGGGUUUUGGGAUGUUAGGAGGUUUGGUUCCAGUCUCUCUCCCAUUCCAGUUUCCAAGCCUGCUGAAUCUUCCUUCAUCUGUGAUGUCGACUGCAGCCACCAGCGGCUCAACAAACCCCAGCAGCUCAGGUUUUACCCUGCCUCAGAAUUUGUUAAAGGGUCUCAUGUCUGGGUCUCAGAGCGCUCUUCCUCCACACUUACAGCUGGCUUUCUCAGAUGUCAAUCAAACCCAGGGUGGAGAUUUGAAGAAGAAGUCAUUAUGACAUCAUGGAGCUCCAGAAUGAGAUGAACUCUUGACUGUUGGCUGAUUCAGGACUGACUCCGCCCACUUAUGCAUGAUCUGCCAGCCAUCCAAUAAGGCAGAACUGUUUUUUAAGCAUCUGAAUAAUGUUGUUAAAAACCAAUAAUGUUAUUAGAUAAAUGAUGAUUUUUCAUUUGUACAUAUGUAUUAAUGUUUACACAGACAGACCUUAAACACUGUGGAUAGGGAGGUGUGUGUGUGUGCGUGUGUGCGUGUGUGUGUGCGCGUGUGUUUGCAUGUCUACUAGCUGCAGUAUAUGUAAAUGUUAGUUUUAUUUUUAUUUUUUUAGGUUUUGAUAGAUUAAAUAAGCAGCGAGUGAUUGAUUUCCUCCCUCUCUCAGGAGUUGGUCAGUGUCUCUGGUGCUGUUAAUGAAUUAAAUGCCCCUUUAAAAUAAAAACAAACUGUAAACCAAAUAAAAGGGGAAGCGGGAACUGUAAUAUACUUGAACUUCAGGAUUUGUUUACUUGAGCUUUAGAAAGCGAGCAAAAUAAAAAUUCAAAAGCC